Arvicanthis niloticus (Nile rat) is the source of this 1578-nucleotide messenger RNA. It is a transcript of the gene Kremen2, whose product is annotated as kringle containing transmembrane protein 2. Gene Ontology annotation, biological process: multicellular organism development; Wnt signaling pathway. Gene Ontology annotation, cellular component: plasma membrane. Lineage: Eukaryota; Metazoa; Chordata; Mammalia; Rodentia; Muridae. The record is from RefSeq and is a predicted model, not a curated record.
GGGGAGACAGAAACGUGAGGAUUCCGGGAAGAUGUCUAGGAGACACUAGACCCCGUGGGCGUCCCAGGCCGUGUUCUGUCCAAGGCACCAUCUCUUUGGUUAGGGAAGAUGGGGACACCAGAUCUGCAGGGCCUCCUCCUCCUCCUUUUCCCGUUGCUGCUGCCGCCGCACGGGGCCUCAGCAGGGAGCCUGCACAGUCCAGGCCUGUCCGAAUGCUUCCAGGUGAACGGCGCUGACUACCGCGGCCACCAGAACUACACCGGCCCGCGCGGAGCUGGGCGCCCAUGUCUUUUCUGGGACCAGACGCAGCAGCACAGCUACAGCAGCGCCAGCGAUCCCCAGGGCCGCUGGGGGCUGGGUGCGCACAACUUCUGUAGGAACCCAGACGGUGAUGUACAGCCCUGGUGCUACGUGGCGGAGACAGAAGAGGGCAUCUACUGGCGCUACUGUGAUAUCCCCACAUGCCACAUGCCCGGGUACCUGGGCUGCUUCAUGGACUCUGGGGCACCCCCUGCUCUCAGUGGUCCCAGUGGCACCUCCACCAAGCUCACAGUUCAGGUGUGCCUUCGAUUCUGCCGCAUGAAGGGCUACCAGCUGGCUGGCGUGGAGGCUGGUUAUGCCUGCUUCUGUGGCUCUGAAAGUGACCUGGCCCGGGGACGUCCAGCCCCUGCCACCGACUGUGACCAGAUCUGUUUUGGCCACCCAGGCCAGCUGUGUGGAGGCGAUGGACGACUGGGCAUCUAUGAAGUGUCUGUGGGCUCCUGCCAGGGAAACUGGACGUCUCCUCAGGGUGUCAUCUAUUCCCCGGAUUUUCCGGAUGAGUAUGGGCCAGACCGGAACUGCAGCUGGGUACUGGGCCAGCUGGGCGCUGUGCUAGAGCUCACUUUCCGCCUCUUCGAGUUGGCUGAUUCUCGAGACCGGCUGGAGCUACGGGACGCCUCGUCAGGCAACCUGCUCCGUGCCUUCGACGGCGCCCAUCCGCCGCCACCGGGGCCGCUGCACCUGCGCACCGCUGCACUGCUGCUCACCUUCCGCAGCGACGCACGAGGCCACGCUCAAGGCUUCGCGCUCACCUACCGCGGGCUGCGGGAUACAGUGGAGGACAGAGCAUCUCCAGAGGACUUGGCCGAGACUCCCGUAGGGGACUCCGAUGGGGCUAACGUGAGCUGCAGCCCCAAGCCCGGAGCUGCACAGGCUUCGAUACGUGCCCGAGUCUUCUCCACCAUGACGGCCAUCUCUGUGCUGCUGCUGUUGCUCCUGUCGCUACUGCGUUUGCUGCGUCGACGGAGCUGUCUGCUGGCUCCAGGAAAAGGGCCCCUGGCCAUGGGACCUUCCUGGGGCCCCGGGAGAAGCUGGGCUGUGUGGUACCGCCGGCCCCGAGGGGUGGUCCUGCCCUGUCCCCCAGGGGACUCUCAGGCUGAGGGUCCUGCUGCGGGCUACCGGCCCCUGAGUGCCUCCAGCCAGAGCUCCUUGCGCUCGCUCGUCUCUGCCCUCUGACCCCAGACGUAAGUGAGUCCAUCACCACUUCUGCCAGCGAGAUGGACACCUGAGAUAUUAUGCAGCACCCUACCUCUACCU